CUCUGGUGCUGUAAACAUAUCCUGGAAAAACCAAAGAAUUAUAAGAAAAAUCUACUGAAGAGUUUUAUUUUUUAAAAAAUCAAAUCAUAUGAAUUUUUAAACAACAAGUGAAAUUAUUUAAAGUGCAAUUUUUUUUUGUGUGUUAACAAAAUUAUAAUAAAAAAAUAAUCUUUAUUAAUAAAAUAAACUAGAAUUUAUAAGUGAACUUUUUAAGCUAAAGUUAGCAGCAGAAGAACAUCCGAGACAAAAUGAAAUUAUACUUUUAUUUACGAUCAAUAAAUAGUUUUAAACUAUUUUUGUGGUUGGCCUUAAUUGCAACUGUUGCUUCAGUGCCAACAUCUGUUUUGGUACAAAACUCCGAAUUGGCCUCAAAUGCUCAACAAAAUCAUCAAAAUUCCAAUAAAAAUUUUAAUAGCAACAACAAUAACAAUGUUAUGACUAAAGUAAAACGCUCCAGUGGUGGCAACAAAAAUGAUGCUCACAACUCUCCAGCCGCUAUUAUGAACAAAAAAUCAAGUCCCGAAAUUGUACCAGCUUCCUAUACAGCUCCUCCAAAGCCCAAAUCAAUGAUGCCUCAGCUACAGCAGCAGCAACAGCAAAGACAAGAUGCUAAUGAAUUAAAUUUCAAUAAUAAUGCAAUGGAAAAGAACAACGAUCUGAUCAGUUCGGCUAUUGCAGCCGGUCUAACUGCAGCUGCAGUAGAGGCCGCUGCUGUGGCAGCCAAUCAACAUGAAUUGGAACAAUUAAGGAAACAACAUCAACUAUAUGCUGAUGAGGGUGAUGAUGAACAAGCCUCCUCAGCUAUUAAUAAACGUGGUAUAAGUGCCCAACAAUAUCCUUAUCGUAGUGCCUCCUCCUCCUCAACACCUGCUAGACUAGGUUGGGGUAAUAUUGCCGGUGUCAGUAACGAUUUCAAUAGCGGUGUUUAUAAUACAGAUGGUGGUUAUUACAAUCCUUAUGGCAGUUUUGAUAGCCUGCCAGCAGUUAGCAAUGAUGUGCCUCAGGGUACUUGGGGUGAUGAAUUGGAUCCCGGCAAUGUUGUUUAUACAGAUAUUGAUGAUUAUGUUCCCGUUUCAAAGGCUUCCACAUAUAGAAACAAAGCUUAUGAUAAUUUACAAAACAUUUUGAAUUCCGAAUCUUAUUUGGAUACAGUACCUCUACCCUACAACAGUGGCCGCUACUACAGUUCUGGUUUGGAUACCGAGCGUAAUAAGAGAGCUUACAAGAUCUUCAAUCAAUUGGCCAGCAAAUUUCCCGAUAUGAGAUUGAAACGCGACACAAAAUUAACCCCAGCCGAUAUGUUAGCCUUGGUAGCUUUGGUGGAAGCCGGUGAACGUGCUCGCAAAGACACUGACGCCGAUGCCGGUUACAACUAUCCCUCAGAGAACUAUGUACCCAAAACAUAUGGCCUGAAUAAUAACUACAAUACCGCUGGCAAUGUUUACGAUUAUCCAGCAAUGCCUCAGGCGGAAGAGAGUUUAGAUUACAACAAUAAUGGCUGGUUUGAACCCCAAUCGAUGGUGGACUAUUAUGGUAUGCCUGUAAAUAUGGAAGCAAUGAACAAAUAUGAAAUGCCCAGAGAAAUUCAAAGAGAAAAUAAAUACAGUGAUGGUUUUCCCUUAAAUUCAAAUGGAAAUCGUUAUAACAACAAACGUUUUAUGGUGGCCAAAAAGAAACGAUCCAUUGCUAAGUCUUCAAUACCCUACAAGCCCGAAUCAUUCUUUUAAAGUUGCACAUAAUAUUAUAAAUAAAAUAUAAACGUCAAUUUCAGGUACUUAACUAAAAAGAGAAAUUGUCGUUGUAUUCAAAAAUUAUGAAAAACUAAAACAGAAAUAGUAAUAAAUUUGUAAGAUACCACACCAUACCAAAGCUAAUUACUACUAAACUAAAUAUACAUAUAUUUCUAUAUUUAGUACAAAAUUAUC
This is a messenger RNA of Calliphora vicina (urban bluebottle blowfly), 1925 nucleotides long. Its product is annotated as probable serine/threonine-protein kinase DDB_G0278665. NCBI's taxonomy places the organism in Eukaryota, Metazoa, Arthropoda, Insecta, Diptera, Calliphoridae. The coding region runs from base 249 to 1727 and encodes 492 amino acids. The transcript is spliced from 5 exons. The record is from RefSeq and is a predicted model, not a curated record.